CUAGGAAAUGGAGGACUUGGUCGACUAGCAGCAUGUUUUCUCGACUCACUGGCCACUCAAGGUUAUGCGGCAUAUGGGUAUGGUAUUAGAUAUGAAUAUGGCAUCUUUACACAGACUAUCAAUGAAAAGGGAGAACAGGUACUGUACCCCAGAUAUUUUAUUGCUAAUUAGUAAAAAUGUUUGAUCUUUAGACUAUAAAUAUUCUUCAGACUUAAGACUAUUAAACACCUGUAUUCUAAAAGCUCACUCACACUCAGAGAGUGGAAGUUCAAUCUGAGCUCCCCUUGAGUGUCAGACUGUCAGUGCUGUUUUUGAAUAGCUGGAGGGUUAGGCUAGUUCUUACCUUACUAAUUGUGACUACUCACUCUCCAGCUAUUCAAAAACAGCUCUGACACUCAAGGGGAGCUCUAAAUAUGUACUUCAGACCACUAUAGCUUCCUUAACUGUUUACACCAGAGAUACGGUAAAACAUUUAGGAUACAUUAUUAAUUAUGAUCCAAAGUGUUUUAAUCAGAACUAGAUGCAAUUGAAAUUACAGUACGAUUUAGUGUCACACACACACAGCGACAAAUUUGUCAUUAAAAUAACUCCGCUCCAGCUAUAUCGAAAAACCUUUGAAGCUGGAAAAAAGUAUUACACUAGCUAUGACAUUUUUGGGACUUUAGAUGUGGCGCCGAGCUUAAUACAGGGUUUGACUGUAACUACAUGCACAACUGUAGCAAAAUAAGCAUGCACUGUUCCAAAUUGAAUUAAAAUAUAUUUUGACUUGUACAUUAUACAAGGUGGAAAUUCCUGACCACUGGUUGGAACAUGGCAAUCACUGGGAGAAAUCCAGACCUGAAUAUCUCCUGCCUGUUCAUUUCUAUGGUCGUCUUGAGUCUGAUGCUAAAGGAUAUCACUAUAAGUGGGUGGAUACUGAUACAGUGUAUGCUAUGCCUUAUGAUGUGCCUAUCCCUGGAUAUAUGAACAACACUGUAAAUACUAUGAGACUGUGGAGUGCCAAAGCCCAGAAAGGAUUUGAUCUCAACUAUUGUAAGUCAUUUUUCAUUCAGAGAGAUUUGGCUCAUUAACCCAUUGAGUGCCAGCGUUCUCCCCUGAAUGAGUAAAAUCGUGUGACGUUAGACAGUCUUAAGCCCUGAUCAAACGAGAACGCAAGUCAUCGCAAGUAAACUUGCCCUGAAUUGCGAUGGGACCGAUCAAACGAUACGCAAGUUAUCGCAACAAUUUACAAUAUUUGGCCCGUGUGCGGGGUAAUUUUGUAAUUUUGCAAAGUUGUAUGGCCGUCCUUUAAACCCAUUUAAAACGAAUGUAAAAACUUUUGAAAAGGCCAUGUAAAAUGAAGCGAAAGCUGCCAACAACACUGUGUUAUUUUCUCUACUUGCAUGAAACGUGGAAAAACAAGACAAUGGAUUAAGCGAAGAUCAGAAAAAGGUCAUUUUUAUAACAUCUUGAGAGAGCAGAGAACUAGGGAGUAUGGUUUCCUUUGAUUUCUACGGAAACUGGUCUCAAAAAACUUUUCUGAACUUGCAAUUCCUGAUCAAACUAUCGCAAGUGCUCGCAAGUUUAAAAAAGCUUGCGAUGAAGUUUGAACCAGUUCAAAUCAUUCGCAAGUCAUCGCAAGUUAACGCAAGUCAACGCAAGUUGCUGGUCAAACGAGGCGCAAGCGAGGCGCAAACUUGCGAUGACUUGCGUUCUCGUUUGAUCAGGGCUUUAGAGUAAAAUAAUAAGUAGGGAGCAUUACUAGGACACAAUUCAACCUAAUAGUAAGAUUAAUUGAUAUCGAGAUUUUGUUGGCAUCUCACUCGAUUCGAUAAUAGUUGAAGGGUAUUGCAGAUGGAAAUUAUCGAGCGUAAAUUUUAUAUACAUUUAUUAGACCUAACCAGGAACAGCUGUGAAAAAUGCAACUAAAGAUACGAAAAAUGCAUCUAUAUAGCAGAGUUCAAUAUAAUUCUGAAAACUUGGUUUGAAAUUGUGUCAGAUCAACCCAAUCAUGUUUUGGUCGGACAUGAUCGGACACUUAAUUAUUCUCAAGAGGGACGUUGUCAGUUGUCACAGUACUAGAAACCAAAACCGUAACAACUACCAAAAGUCCAAAACAUAUGCAUAUUGGUUAACAAAAUUACACAAUAUCAACGACAACUUACUCAGUAACAGUAUAUAUAAUAUAUAAUAUUUCUCUUAACACACGAGAUGACAUUGUUAUUUUGUGGAUCGGGACGAACUUGACGAAGUCAGAUUCUGUGAUUGUCUAGCAGACGGAAUCUUUGUUUGCAUGUGUUAAAGAUUACAGAUUUUGUUAAAAAUAUUUACAACAAUAAAGGAAGAAAUAUUCAAAUUGAUGAGACAAAACGGUCGUCCAUAGUGUCUCUGCAGAGCAAUCAGUAGACGGCCAUAUCAGCAUUUUUCUCGGCUAAUGGCCGGUGGCCGACCGUUAUAUUGAUCUCUGAUCUAUAGGUACAGUAGUUGCAUUUUUCGCAGCUGUUCGUGGUUAUAGGUCCAAUAAAUGUAUGUAAAAUUGACACUCGAUAAUUUUCAUCAAUUUUCAUCUACAAAACCCUUGGCUUCAACUAUUAAUUGAUGUACAGUACAGUACUACAGUAGUUUAGCAUUAGAGCUGCAAUUUGAAUGUCCGAGUGGAGGCCCUUCGAAAUGGCGAAGUUCAGCCUAUAUUUUUCAGUUUUAUCUCACUCAUACCACAGCUAUAUCUGUUAUCACCGCUACAUAAUCUGGAACCAGAGUGCUUUAAACCGACCAUGUGGAAACGCGACCAUGGAUUUCACUAUUUUUUCCAGACUGUAGAUCUUAAUAGCAUUGCUAGCAAAGUAAUAUAUGCUACCGUUCUUUCUACAGUGUAUUGAGCGUUCCAUAAAACACACACUGACACUUUCGAUUUUGUCCGUUUUUGAAUGUUUCAUCUGGUUUUCAAUUUUAGUCCAAGGUGGUGACUACAUUGGUGCUGUUCUAAAUCGAAACAAUGCUGAGAAUAUCUCGAGGGUUUUGUAUCCAAAUGACAACGUAAGUUGGGUCAUGCAUGACAUGUAUACUAUAACCUAGCCAAUAGACAAUAGUCCACCAACAGCUUUUGGAACCGGUCAGUAUGUAAAUCAAUCAGAGUCACUACCUUGAUCAUUUUCCGAUUUGUCAUAAGGCAAAUGGUGUCUCCAAAGAAAGUACAUGUGCAGACGGCAUGAAAUUUUAGACUGUAGAAAAUUGCACAAGCAGUUAUCAAACUCAUGUCACAGAAGUGGUAUUAACGGACAUGUGCGACAACUGAAUUGUAUCCUUUUGUAAAGGUUUUUGGCCAGGGGGUGAGUUAAUUGAUAUUUGAGGUUGGUUUCGACUUUUUAAUAAUUGGAUCUUUCAGCAAUAUUUUUGCCAAGAAAAACAUUUCUCUUCGGUGCCAGCCCCUCCAUAAAUAAUGACCGGUCCCUUAUUUCAAAACGUUAUGUAUACAGACAUAAUUUAAUUUACAUACAAUCAUCUUUUUUUUGUAUAUUUUUAAAGUUUUUCGUCGGUAAAGAACUACGUUUAAAGCAAGAGUACUUCCUUGUCUCAGCAACGUUACAAGAUAUUAUUAGACGUUAUAAAACAUCUCAAUAUGGCUCCAGAGAACUUGUGAGAAAAUCUUUUCAAAAUUUCCCAGAUAAGGUAAGGGUAACCAUCUUCUACUAGCUACAGUAUUAUAUCGUUUUUAGCUACAACAAGUAUUGCCUUCUACCAGUACUUCCACUCCCAAAAGAAAUUUCCUUUCCAACUGCAAAAUCAAAGUUAAAGUUUAUGUAAAUCAAGGGAAAUCUCUAUCACAUAUAAAGAUACGACACGCUUAUAAUUUUUCUUUGUGUUUUCCUCAUGAACCAUUAAUGAAUUUUUGAAACACUUUUAAACGCAUGUUAGGAUCUUUAGGCAGUCCAUAAUGACUACAUAAUAUUUAUUGAUUUAUUACUAUCAAAUCAAACCACACUUCACAGUAACCAAACUUUUAAACUUGUGUCUAAAAUUAAGAGGCAGCGCUAAAUGUUGCCAAGAGAUCAUGAAUGUGGCCUUGAUUUGUAAAACUUGGCUUUGCACUUGUCUUAUCAGUCGAGCAAAUCAUUGCACGUUUUGUCAUUUCUCUUGCACCGGCAUACGAUCAAUUUUGACCCGUUGCGUUUCCCGUGCGAGAGAUAAUCGCACGUGUGACCCGUCCUUGUACUUUAGGGGUCAGUUUUGUUUGGAGCAGUUUCCGUUUCGAACAUUUUAAAAGAACGGUUUUGAAACACCCCAAAUGAAUACAUGUUUGUUCAAGUUGCAAAGUAACACAGUUACCUCUUUUUCCAUGAAUUUAAAGUUUUCUUGAAGAAUAUUUCGACAGUAAUUGCAUGAUAGAAUCUGUUUUAGGUUGCCAUCCAGUUAAACGAUACUCAUCCAUCAUUGGCAAUCCCGGAGCUGAUGAGGGUAUUUAUGGAUGAAGAGGGUCUUUCUUGGGAUGAGGUAUGGGAUGAUAUACUUCUGUAUGAAAAAUUCGGCCGAAGAAUUAACAUGCAGUACAGUCUUGCUCAGUAAGAGUUAUCUCUGGUUGCAUGGGGAUCUGUGCAGAAGAGGUCUGGUACUUGUAGGUUUGGUAAAGAAGACUGUAAACACUCUUCUCACAUGCAAACGCGGGGCCAAUUAGUAUAAGAAAUUACACGACUCGAGAGGUACCAUUAUGAAAAAUCGCACGCGUGUUUGGCGAAAUAUUUAUAUUAUAAUUAUUUUGCCAAACACAAGUAUGAUUUUUCAUUAAUACUUCGAGAACAAGUGUAAUUUCCUACUAAUAUAAUUGUAACUCCUAGCGUUUCGUUAGUGAUAUUAGACGCAUGUGCUAGGAUUGUUCAUUCGUUCAUAAACACUGACAAGCAAGACGAGACAUCCAGGAUUAAAGAAUAGUCGUAAGUCGUUAACGCAAGUUGAAUCUAACCUUUAAUAUCCUUCUACAUACGUCUAAACUUGACGUCUAAACUUGACGUCUAAACUUGACGUAAAACGAAUGUUUUAACAAUAAUAUCACUAAGAUAAGUCCUUCGUGUAAGCUACAGUUCGCAAAAGUUCGCAUAAGUUCAAGUUGGUAUAUUAAAACGUAUUGUUUUUUGUGGGGCCUGAGCACUAAUAUGCCCUUAUACGGUUCGCAGUUACAUGGCUCCCCUAAAUUGUCUAUUACGAUAAUUUACCACUAACAUAACUGAAUAUAAUAACAACGACGAUAAUGUUCAAUAGUUCACAGUUGGCUCCUUGUCGGGGAAUCUUCACUCUUCAACGUUCUCCGUGUCUUCGACUUUAAGAAGUACAACUAGCUUCUGAAUAGGACGUUCCAAAAUGGUCGCAACUCGACUUCGUUUUCCACGUUCGUUCAACAGAGGAUCUGCCACAAUAAGCUUGACCUUUCGCACCAAACCAUCUUCGUCCGUGUAAACUUCGUCAACGCGAGCCUUUCGCCAAAGGUUUCGAGGCGCGUUAUCAUCCUUGAUGAGAACGAUGUCGCCUACACGCAAGUUUCUACGAGGGUUGCUCCACUUCUGCCUUCCUUGCAAAGUGUUGAGAAACUCCUUACGCCAACGCGACCAAAACUGGUUGACAAGGUACUGGACUCGUCGCCAUCUUUUCACUAGAUAUUUGUCUGCUCGCUGGAACUCGCCGGGUGGUGGGAGUAGUAUUCGCGAUUUCAUUGUCAGGAGGUGGUUUGGGGUUAAGGGUUCCGCGUCGGUAGGAGAGCCAAGAUUAGUCACGGUUAGGGGACGGCUAUUUACAAUAGCCUCUGUCUCGCACAUGAACGUUUGCAGUGACUCUUCAUCCAACUGAGUUCCCGCUUCGAGGAGGAGGGCAUUCAGAACGUUGCGCGCCGUUCUUAUCUGCCGUUCCCAUACACCACCCAUGUGACUGCUGGAGGGCACGUUCAUUAGAAAUUCGAACCAGUCGCAUUCUUUUUCCAGUAGGAAUGAUCGCACCUUCUCUUUAUCCAUCUCUUGCAAGGCUUCUUUCAAUUCGCGUCGAGCACCUGCUAGGUUUGUACCCUGGUCUGAUCUGAGCUGACGAAUGGGUCCGCGUCGAGCCAGGAAACGACGCAGAGCGUUGAUAAAGGAAUCCGUCUCUAACGACUUCGCCGUCUCGAGAUGAAUCGCCCGAGAUGAUAGGCAAGUAAACAAAACGCCGUACCGCUUUAGCUCUUUCCGACCUUCUUUAAUAUGCCACGGGCCAAAGUAAUCAACGGCGCAGAAGGUGAACGGUGGCGCAGGUUGCAAUCGAUCGUAGGGAAGUUCGGCCAUUUUCUGCUCGGAUACGGUACCACGAAGCUUCCGACACGUGACGCAUUUGGCGAUAUGAUGGGCCACUGCAGAAGUUGCACCAAUGAUCCAAAUCCCGUCCUCGCGAAUCUCGUUCAGGGUGAUUCCACGGCCUUGGUGUUUGACUCGUUGAUGGUAAUGUUGGAUUAUGAGGGAUGUAAUGUGUCCCUUUCUCGGUAGGAUUGCGGGGUGUUUCACGUGAAAGGGGACAUCGGCGCGUUUGAUUCGUCCGCCAACUCUUACGAGUCCCUCUUUGUCGAUAAAUGGAUCUAGUCGAUAUAAUGCGCUGUUUCUCUUUAAGCUUGCCUUACGAUCCUUGACGUCUUCUCUUUUCGUGGGGUUGGAUUUCAAACGACGCAGGAGUUCCAUCUCUACGGGAAACAUUUCCGUUUGAAUCGCCUUCAUAAUUUCUACUUCCGCUUGUCGCAACUGUUCCACGUUUACCGGCUGAUACGAAUUGGUGCGUGUCUCGGAUUUAACUUGUUCUCGAUCUGUCGUACAACUUCUCAGACGCUUUCGGAGCUUCAGGCAAACUGCGAUGGCUCUUUUCGCCCGGUGCCAAUCGGAGAAGUAUUCAAGUCUCUGGAGAAUCGUUGACACGUUUUCGGUCGUUCCUUGCGUGGCGAGUGAUUUUACUUUCUUAACUUCGGGAUCGUCUUCCGAGAGGGGCGGACUUUCGGUGGUGGAUGUGUUGAUCUCGGGAUUCCAUAGAAACGCUGGUCCGGAUAGCCACCGAGGGUUGGAUAUCAGCUCUUGGGCACUUAAUCCUCGUGACGCCUCGUCUGCUGGGUUCUCCUUACUCUCUAUGUAUCGCCACUGGUUCGG
Messenger RNA from Paramuricea clavata, 7121 nucleotides. The record is from the annotation of a GenBank genome assembly. Lineage: Eukaryota; Metazoa; Cnidaria; Anthozoa; Malacalcyonacea; Plexauridae.